UGAUGUAGUAGUUAGUCAGGCAAAACACGUUUAGGCAUUGACGUCAGAAUCAACAGAUCUCAACCGUCCACGUAAUCAUUUAACAACAAUUCUACUAUUACUGUUACUAUACAUACAACUGCGACUUUACUCAGAAAGCGAAGAAUGAAUCAUUUUGUUGGAAUCGCCGACUAAACUAAACAGCAUCAACUCAAAAAAAAAAAAUCUGACAUUUAUCGAUCCAUCUUUCUCCAUAAAUCAGAUAUGACACUGACACGUUGAUAUGACUGUUCAUACCGGUAGUAAUUUGGACAUACAUACAUUCAAUCCGAAGUAUCCAUGUUACAUUGUUUAGUAGCAAGAUUUUAAAUUGAAUUUGGUGAAUGCAAUCGUGAUUUGUGUCCCAAUGUCAAGGCUUUUGGAAUCUUUGUGAUUUGUUGGGAUUACAUUUGCUGCUGCAUCAACAGAUUCUGUAUGCAAUUUUCGAGAAACUGAAUUGCCUUCGGUUUAUAUGGGAGAGAGGGUGGAUAAGUCUAGCUCGACUAUGAACACUAAUUCUAAACAAAACAGUGCUAUCACUGGGAAAAAAACGUACCAAAAACAGCUGGUUGUGUCGCGUCCCAAAGGCUUUGCACAAAGAUAUUGUGAACCCCUUGUUUCAUUGACGCAUGGUGACUUUGGAAGCAGUGCUGUGGGGCGUGCUGCAUUUUGUUUAGUUAAAGUUGCUGCUUUAGAGGCUGUACGGAGACUCACAAAGAGUAGAUGCCCUUGUGUCUGGCAAGGUCUGCAGGGUCUACAAAUCCUUGCCUACCCACCAUUUAAAUGGAUUCAAAAGUGGGCUGUGUUCAGGGGUUUGGUUAAAAGCAUGCAGGUACUAUCAAGACCAUUAUUAGUUCUUUCCAUUACAACAGCCCUUACUGAUGCACUGGAAUGUAGUGAUGGAACCUCAGAUCAUAUUACUAAUUCUCAUGAUUCAGAAAUAUCUGCUGAGCCGGCUCCUGUGCAGGAUAAUUUGAAUACUAGUCAACCCGAGAGAUCUCCUGAAGUUUUAGAAUAUGAAAAUUGGUUGACUCAACUCAACGAAGAGCUGGAAAAUCAAGGGAUUAGUUUGCCAGAAAGAAUCAAUGACGAUGAGCUCCACAGAUUUUACACAGCUGCUAAUAAUGACUUUUCAUGCUUCCUUACCUCAAUCAAGAAGACAAUACGCUGGCGGGAGUGUUACAAAAUUCUUUCAGUAGAAGAGCUGGAAAUGUGGUCAAAUUUGGUGUUCUGGCAUGGAUCUGAUUUGUCGCACAGACCCUGUCUCAUUGUAAGGCUUGGGAUAGCUUGCAGCACAUUGGCAUCCCAAGAUAAACCUCGAUUUGCUCAGGCAAUUAUAUCACAGGUAGAAUAUGGGGUCUUGCACUUUGUUGAUAGAGAAAACCCUCAAAUUACAGUAUUGGUGGACUGUGAAGGGCUAUCUCCAUUGAGAAUUCCCAUGCAAAUACUGAGAUCCUGUUCUUCCAUUCUGCAAGAUCACUUUCCUAAUCGUCUUGGUUGUUUGUUUGUCAUACGACUUCCAGCAAUUGCUCGUGUUAUUGCCCAGACUUUUCUUCAGGUUUUAAAGCCAGCUACUAAGAAAAAGUUAAAAAUAGAAGGAGAGAUGUACAAGAAGGUUCUUUUUGACAAUCUAUCAACAGUGCCAUCAUAUCUUGGAGGCAGCUGCACAUGUGUGAAGUGUUCUAAAAUGGGCAAGCGGGAUAGAGUGCAACCUCAUGAAACUGGGACCAGCAGCAGCAGAAUUGUUAGCGAGGAUGAUAUCAGUGACAACGAGGAUUUGCCAUCACUGCGUCUACAUCCAACUAUGGUAUUAGAUGACCGUCAAAGCAACAGCUAUGACCAGGUGUUGAGAACCGCUGUCAUAAGUAUUAUCGUAUUUUGGGUUGUCAUAGCUCUUGGUGCUGGAGUAUACGAACCUGGUGUGUAAAAUUGGCCAAAUUAGUUUACUUCCCUAGUUGAAAUAAAUUUGUAGAGAACACCUCUAGUAGGAUUUGUCUUUGUGAAUUAGGAGGUGGCAAUGGUUCAAAUUCUACAGAUGAAAUAUCUCUAGUUUUGGCUUGCACAGCUGCAAUAAAAGGUGUGUUUAUGGGUUUAAUAAUUUUGCUUCACUUAUAAAAUUGCUACUGCUAUAGUUUUGAUCCUAAAUAACUAGAUUAGAUGUUAUCUGGGAUUCCUGUGCUCUUUAUAGAAGCAUAGUGAGUUUUUUGACUUUUUCGUUCAAAUAUAGUAUAGACUAUAGAGUAUCGCCAGCCAUCUAUAAUUGACGCAUGUUCUGAAUUAAA
Medicago truncatula (barrel medic) is the source of this 2300-nucleotide messenger RNA. RefSeq lists its product as uncharacterized. The record is from RefSeq and is a predicted model, not a curated record. Bases 491 to 1945 code for a protein of 484 amino acids. The transcript has 8 exons. Lineage: Eukaryota; Viridiplantae; Streptophyta; Magnoliopsida; Fabales; Fabaceae.